Messenger RNA from Diaporthe batatas, 2955 nucleotides. RefSeq lists its product as uncharacterized. NCBI's taxonomy places the organism in Eukaryota, Fungi, Ascomycota, Sordariomycetes, Diaporthales, Diaporthaceae. Gene Ontology annotation, biological process: phosphatidylinositol-mediated signaling; lipid metabolic process. The transcript is spliced from 3 exons. The record is from RefSeq and is a predicted model, not a curated record. Bases 480 to 2738 code for a protein of 752 amino acids. Gene Ontology annotation, molecular function: phosphatidylinositol-4,5-bisphosphate phospholipase C activity.
AAACCGCGGCUCACCCCACCGCGGUCAGCACGACUAUUGCCCAUGCUGAUCUUCAGGCAUCCUUCAAUGUCUGGGGCGCAACAUGCCGAGGUGAUCAACUGCCUGGAUCUAUCAACUGGCUCGCGGUUCGGGCCAGAGUAGUGCUAGGCUUCAGCGGAAUCGACCCCGCAAAUAUCAUCAGCGUGCCCGAGGAUCUGCGGUGCUACGACCGAUGAGGCUCAGCUGAAAAUCCCCCUGCCCAAGCCUCACACCUCGGGGUUUAGCGCUUACCUGACGUGCAUCACAGUCAUGACCAAUCUGUUUUGUGACGUCGGGCAAGUGACACAAAACCAACCUGCCUCCUUUCCUUUCCUCCACCUCUGAGAUCUGUUACCUCGCCUCGUGUCCUCCACUGCUACCUCUGCACGGAAUUCCGCCAGAUCGUUGUUGCCGUGGCGGAAACAGAGGACGUGUUCACCCCGCUUCCGAGCUCGCGGGCAAUGCCGAAUUCGUCACUACCUUCGACCGCCGCGGCGCCGGGGUGCAUCGAGGCCAGGCGCCGUCACCGGGGACGCUCACAUGGAUCACACGUCAACUGCCCAUCCUCCGCAGCCUGCAAGAACACGCCGUCUCGCGACUGUCGAGGAUCCGACUCGGUUGGAUCGCUCAGCACCAGGCCGACUCGCCUUGAGCCCAGUAUCCGGCAGGCCCUGAAAAGGCUUUAUGACCAGUGGAAGGGACCAGAAAAGACUCUCUCCGCUUCAGAUCUUGCCCUCUUUGUAAAAGAAGAGCAAAAGCAAAACUCCGCGGCAUGUCUGAACCAAAUAUCCGCUGGGGGCACGUACACCUUUCCCGAGUUCUGCGACUUCUGGUAUGAACACGCCAGCCGCUCGAAACGACCACUCGAGCUGGACAAGGUGGACUUCAGUAAACCCAUAUCCAACUACUACAUCAACAGCAGCCACAACACUUACAUCGGAGAGGGCGAUCAGGUGAGCGGAGUCAUCUCGACGGAGCAGUAUCGAAAGGUCAUCAGAGGAGGAUGCAGGUGUGUCGAGAUUGAUGUCUGGAACUCGCCACGCUGCAACGACCCUCCUCGCAGCCCCCGAUCUCGGCCAGCGCAAGGACACUGGUCAUUGGACACGUUCCUCUCGUGGAUGAAGAACCGAGUGGAACACGGAGGAAGUGCCGCCAAGAGAGAGCCCUCGCGGAAACCGCUUGCACGAUCUUGGGCACUUUCCAACAGGGACUGGGACGAGAAGCUCGAACUCGAACCACGUGUCUGCCACUGCCUCCCGACCAUCGCAGGUGAUCUCAGCGCUCGCACUGGGUUGGCGUUCAGGCUCGUGUGUAGAGCGGUCAAGGAUGUGGCGUUCGAACAAACCGACCUUCCACUCAUCAUCAGCCUCGAAGACCACACCACCGGCGACCAACACAAAGAGAUGGUUAAAAUCAUGAGAGAAGAAUGGGCCGGCCUGCUACUUGAGAGCGCAUUACCGGGCUGCGACCCAGAGACACACCAACCAAGUGUGGUGGAUCUCAAGAGGAAGAUACUCAUCAAGGGGAAGCGGAAGAGUCAGCAAACUGGCCCCUCCAAGCUAUCCAAUCCUGGUCCCUCCCAGAGAGUAAUGCCUAGCGAAAUGAGCGCGAAGGAAUACUACGGCUCAGUCCCGGAAGAAAAGCAUAUCCGAGUCAACGAAGAAAAGAUGGACUACGCACUGAAUAAGUUGGCCAUAUAUACCUACAGCGCCGGACCCUUCAAGUCUCUGAACUCGAAAGACUCCCAGAAGCCGGCCCACAUUUUCAGCUUCAGCGAGGAAAAGCUGAAGGGUCUCCACAGAACCAAACACAAGGAUGUGUUCCAGCACAACAAGAAUUACCUGGCACGGACAUUCCCUGCCAGCCUUCGCUCCGCUAAUCCCAACCUCCCAACACUGUGCUGGCGUAAGGGUGUUCAAAUGGUUUCACUGAACUGGCAGCACUGGGACACGGCAAUGUAUCUGAACGACGCCAUGUUUGAUGAUACCCACGGAUGGGUCCUCAAGCCAGAAGGAUACCAGUCCGGGUCAACGGCUACUUGCCAAGCGCACGUCACAGGGAAGAAAAAGCUUAGUCUGCGUAUCACGAUCAUGGGAGGGCAGAACAUCCCGAUGCCGCGAGCCAUAGCUGGCGAGGAUCAUGUCAUGAAGACGAGCCCAAGCGUCUCAUCCACGACGGUAAAUGGUGAUCCGGACAUGAGGGAGGGUCCAGCCACGUCCGAGGUGCAUGAUACGGAUUUUCGGCCCAGAGUCAAGUGUUACUUACACGUGGAAAGCCAAGGGGAGAGAAGCCCCAUCAUGAAACUGGGCGAAGACGAGAUUUGCAGGGAAACAAAGCCAGCAGAAACCCAGCAUCCAGUCUGGCCGGAGAAUGAGUCAACGCUACAGUUCCCGGAAGUGAGUCAUGUUGUGGAGCAGUUGAGCUUUUUAAGAUUCAGGGUUGAGGAUACCGGCCUCAUCAGAAUCAGAGACCAGUGCACCUCAUGGGCCUGCAUACGACUCGACAGGUUAGAAGAGGGGUACAGGCUUAUCGAACUGAAGGAUCUUGGAGGUUGCCCGACAGAAGGAAAGCUACUCGUAAAGGUCGAGAAAACGGUGAUAGACGAGCCGGGAAGGCAGCUAUCGCUGAGGGCCAAGACAUGGAACGCGUGCAAGAAGGGCAGUGAGGAGGUGACGCGUUUGGGGUCUCGAUGGUCAUGCUUUGGUCAAGGAGCAAUGUGAUAGAGGCUGACAGGUUGGAUAUAUGGUCGAAUCCCCAUUUUGGCGAUACUGGAUAAAUUUCCCUGUCAUCCAGUGGAUGAGACAGAGGGUGUGCAUGGCCUGCACGCGUGUCAAUUUCGGACGGUCUAUUUCUAUCGCGGGCUAUGUGCAUGUCGAAGCCUCGGCGAGAACUACCAAGCCGAUGGCAACCAAGCAAUACUACUAUAUACAUCGAAAA